Molecule: messenger RNA, 2167 nt
Organism: Colias croceus (clouded yellow)
Lineage: Eukaryota; Metazoa; Arthropoda; Insecta; Lepidoptera; Pieridae
Product: synaptic vesicle glycoprotein 2A-like
Exons: 10
Coding region: 80-1702 (540 amino acids)
Biological process (GO): transmembrane transport
Cellular component (GO): membrane
Molecular function (GO): transmembrane transporter activity
Source: RefSeq, a predicted model, not a curated record
CACAUUACGCUACCGUACAAGCGAUGUCUGAGGCAGAGGAAUAUGCAUAUAUGGAUACAAUUAUUAUAGUGUGUUAACAAUGGUGGCGAAAACUGAUCUGGAGGGCGGGAAGGUGAAGGAGGAGAUUCCCCAUGAUCACCUCUUUAAAGUGACCGGAUUGUCCUCGACGAAUUUGGAGAAGAUGGCUCAAGAACCACCAUGUGAUUUAUCAGCACCUUCCGACUUCGAAGAGGCAAUAGCAGCGACCAGCUACGGCUGGUUCCACGUGUUCCUCAUGCUGUGCACCUUCCCGGCGUUCUGGAGCUCAGUGUCUGUGACCAGCGCGGCGUCCUACAUCUUCACAAGGGCCCAGUGCGAUAUGGGGCUGAAGCUACUGGACAUGGGCACGGUUAACGCCAUCACGUAUGGAGGUAUGAUAGCAUCAGCGAUGCUCUGGGGCUUCCUGUCCGACACCCUGGGCCGGCGCAAGAUCCUCGUGUGGGGGUUCAUAUGUUCUGGCAUCGUGGAGAUGUUGGCAGCCAUGAGCCAGAACUUCACCAUGCUUUUGAUUACACGCUUCGCUAGCGGGUUUCUGUUCAACGGCCCGUUCGCAGUGCUAAUCUCCUACCUCGCUGAGCUGCACCGCACGGAACUGCGCGCGCGCGUGAUCCUCCUGACCAGCUUGUUCUACACCAUCGCGAACACCACGCUGCCGCUGCUGGCGUGGGGCAUACUCACGCACGACUGGGACUUCGUGCUGUUUGGGGGUGCUAUUGAAAUCCACGUGUGGAACCUAUUCCUCCUGGCUGCAGCCCUCGUGCCCCUAUUCACUGGACUGGCCUUCUUCUUCCUCCCUGAGAGUCCCAAGUUCCUGAUGUCCAGGGGCAGGAAUGAGGAGGCACUCGCCAUUUUUAAGAAGAUCUAUGUGUUGAACACGGGGAAAUCCGCUGAUAGCUAUCCUGUGAAGGUUCUAGUCGAAGAGAAGAGCGAACAGCAAGCGAAGGGCUUUGCCGCCCUAAAAGCUGGCAGCGACCAAAUGGCGCCCUUAUUUAGGGCCCCGUAUGGCGCCUACUUGCUGCUCAUUUGUGCUACUCACGCCGGAUGCAUGUUUGGUUCCAACACGCUCCGCCUCUGGUACCCCCAACUAGCCGCCAUGAUAGGCGCUGGCGGCACAUCGGGGCUCUGCGCGGCGCUGGUGCCGGGCCCCGCGAGCCCCGAGGACCCCGGCGAGUGCCAGCCGAUACAGACAGACAUGCUCACGUACUUGCAGAGCGCGGUGGUGGGGGCCGGCUCCGUGCUCACGUAUAGCAUUGGCAGCGUGUUGAUAAAUCGUUGCGGCAAGAAGCUAGUAGCCGCGAUAUGCGGGCUGCUCAGCGCCGCUGUGAUAGUGAGUCUGCCAUUCCUGGGCGGCAGCGCGGGCGCGGUGGUGGCGCUGGUGACGUCGGCGCUUGCGCUCACCUCGCUGUGCGGCGCCUCGCUGUCCAGUAUUACUGUGGAUCUGUUCCCCACGUCGCUCAGGGUAAUGGCGAUGGCUACAUUCCUCAUGUGUGGAAGGUUGGGCACCAUAUCAGGGACGGUCGCGUUUCCGGCGCUUAUAGACUACGGCUGCUUACCGCCGUUCUUCACAAUAUCUGCCGUUUUAACAGGUGAAUAUUUAAUACAGCGCCAUCUGUCAGAGCUUUAUAUAACCUUUAGGGAAUUUGAAAUUUUAUCUGGGUACUGAGAACCAAUGUAGCUCUGACAAUUUUUUUCAAUGUGAACAAGUUUUCAAAUCCAUCGCUAGAUGGCACUUCGACGUGACUAUGUGAAAUUUUCGUUCUAAUUUCAUAAUUAUUCUGACCGAUAUGAUAGUAGAAGCUAAGCAAAAAAAAAAAUACUUUUUUAAUGAAAAUUGAAAAGAUGAUUUUUAUUUUUAGACUUUUUCUUUUUGACUAGCUUUCCGCACAAGACUUUGCCCGCACUUUGUCUUAAACCUAACAAAUUAUAUACUAAAAAAUACCUCUUGAAUCACCCUAUCUUUUAAAGCCCUUCAUAAUCGGUUGCGAACCUAAUUUUAAAGAUCUAAUCACACAUACUAUAUAUACCAUACUAUCUAAGCAUAUAUACACAGACUGCAGAAAUCGAUUUUUUUAACUAUAAGGUGAUAUAGGCCUUUCUAUCACUAUAAUAUGCAUAGGUUAUGUAUACC